AUGGCGAAUAAGUUGAAUGAAAGUGAUUAUGAUCAGAACUCGUUGGCAGAAAAAUUUAUUGCAUUUCAAGGUUUAAAUUUCAAUGAUUCUGUAGACAAACAUAAUGUAAUGGUAAAUUUUGAUACUGAUUAUAUCCUUUUUCUUAUUAAACGUGGAUUAUCAUAUGUUAAACUUAAUUUUCCAGUUGAAUGUGCAUUAGAUGUUGGUUGCGGAGCAGGAAAUAUUUGUCGAUUUUUAAUUGAAGAAAAACUUGCCGAAUAUGUCGUUGGGGUGGAUAACUCUCAUGAUAUGCUCAAAUAUGCUAAAGCAGGUUCCAAUGAUGACACAGUACACUAUAACUAUGUGAAUGUUAAUGUUGCUACUGACGAUUUAAUAACUGUUGUUGGUAAAAAAGUUCCACUGAUAGUGCAAACAUAUAUGCUAAUUCAUGCAGAAACGAGCGAUCAAUUGUUAUAUAUUCUUUCCAAUAUUGCUAAAGUUAGUUGUGGACUUUUCGUUGGUAUAAUUCCAAAUCCUAAUCUAGAUCUUACAAGUGAUGCUGCCAAAAAGUUAAUCAAAUACGGUACGAAAUUUACUCUACUGGAAGAAGAAAAUUCUGUUAAAGAUGGAAUGGCCUAUCAAGUUACAUACGAACACGGUACACCAGGAGAAAUUACGCUCGUUGAUCAUUGGUACAGCGCAGCAACCUAUGAGAGAUUGUUCGAGCAAGCUGGAUUUAAGUUUCUGGAAUGGGUUCCUGUUGAAGCUAUUGGAAACAAAGAUAAUGCUAGUUUAGCUGAUUUAACAGAGACCGCAUCAGUUAUUGGAUUCAUUGUUAGAAAGAUGUAA
Molecule: messenger RNA, 828 nt
Organism: Adineta steineri
Lineage: Eukaryota; Metazoa; Rotifera; Eurotatoria; Adinetida; Adinetidae
Source: the annotation of a GenBank genome assembly